Triplophysa rosa is the source of this 1329-nucleotide messenger RNA. RefSeq names its product tripartite motif containing 110 (gene trim110). Bases 123 to 1310 code for a protein of 395 amino acids. The transcript is spliced from 5 exons. Gene Ontology annotation, molecular function: zinc ion binding. The record is from RefSeq and is a predicted model, not a curated record. Lineage: Eukaryota; Metazoa; Chordata; Actinopteri; Cypriniformes; Nemacheilidae.
CUGAUUUUAUGUUUUCCUUCAUUAAUCUAACAGACAUUGUAAGUGCACAGCAGAUUAAAGCUUACAAUGACCUACAGUGACCAUGAUGGUGAACACAUGCCCUGGUGAAAUCAUGUUCAGUAAUGCAUACAGAAGGCCUCUGUGAGUCUGAUGGAAUGAUAUUUCAGUUGUCUGUAUGUGGUAUUGUCUGCAGAGAAAAACAACAGGGUCAGUAUGAGUAUCUGUUGGCUGGUAGUGAUUUGGUUGAUUUCACGGGUAAUGUUAGUGCAGAUUUGUUAUCAAGUAAGUGUGUGUCAUUUCUGAAUCAAAUCUGUUUCAUAGAUUUUCCCAACACUUUCCAUUGGUCAGACGAACAGAUCAACCCAUCCCAUACCACCGUUGUCAUGAGCUCCGUGGAAGAAAUACACAUGUGCCCCAUGUGUCGUGACCUAUUCGGUCAGGCCCAGCCCUUUCCCUGCGGCCACAUCUUAUGUCCGGCUUGCGUACGGGACGCUUGGAGGCAGAGUGCCAGCUCGGAUAGAGGAAGAAGAUUUGUGUGUUCGCGGUGUCUGGAGGAGCGGGGGGUGGUGGUCUGUGACUGCUGUCCACAAGAGGAGAGUGACGAUGAUCAGAAAUGUGCCGCUGUAAAGACCUGCCUGCGCUGCGAGGUCUCUCUGUGCGAGCAGCACCUGAUACCGCAUCUACAGCGGCCCGCUUACAGAACACACCUGUUAGUAGAGCCGCUGACUGACAUGUCCCGCCGCAGGUGUCCCGCUCAUCGGGAAGUUUUUCGUUACUACUGCAUAGAUGAUAUGGAGUACGUCUGCGCAGACUGCAUCCUGGAAGGACAGCAUGCUCAACACCUGGUCAAAGGGAUGAGAAAGAUGGAGGAGGAAUAUAAACAGGACUCCUCUAUGAGUGAUGUCUCGCAGGUGUUACAGAUGGGCUCGGCCCUGCAGGCUCAGGUGGACAGAUUAGUGUCAGCUGUGACAAACAUCACGGAGCAGGAGAGACAGCUGGCAUUAGAGAGGGUGCAAGAGGAUUUCAGCAGGGUGAGAGAAGACCUCAAACAGACUGAGAACAUCCACAGAUUCCUGGGCUCCCUGCUUGAAGAGAGCGACCCCUUCCUGUUAAUCUGGGCAUUUCAGUGGGAGGAUUCACAGAUGAUGGCAGAACUCAACACGCCAGUGUUCACACCAGCUCAGCCAAACAUGAAUAAGAAACGUGUGGUCGAGAACGUGGAAAAUAAAUACAGAGAGUUUAUAGCUGAGAUCCUGCGCUGCCUCAUUGAACUCAAGAGAGACCUCUGUGAGCAUUCUUCUCAUUCGUAGUCCUGAUAGUGCCUUUAAA